Messenger RNA from Erythranthe guttata (spotted monkey flower), 1554 nucleotides. RefSeq names its product zeatin O-glucosyltransferase. Gene Ontology annotation, molecular function: UDP-glycosyltransferase activity. The record is from RefSeq and is a predicted model, not a curated record. Lineage: Eukaryota; Viridiplantae; Streptophyta; Magnoliopsida; Lamiales; Phrymaceae.
AUAUAUGUGUAUAUAUUGAACUUAGCAUAUAAUAUAUUACCAGUCAAAUUUAAUUGGUUCCAACAUAACUAACUAACUAAUCAUCUUCCUUAAAUUUCCCGAAAUGGAAAAACCUGAAAAAGAAGAAGAAAUCGCCGUAGUAAUGGUGCCAUUACCAAGCCAAAGCCACCUCAACCAGCUUCUUCAACUCUCCUACCUCAUAUCCUCCGGCGGCCUACCUGUCCACUUCCUCGGCUCCGCCACCCACAACCGCCAGGCAAAACUCCGCUCCUCCCACCACGGCCUAAACCCUAACUCCGCCGCCGCUAACACCAUCCACUUCCACGACCUCCCCACUCCUCCAAUCCCCACACCCGACCCAAUCUCGAACUCCACCGACAAACUCCCCACCCACAUGGCGCCGGCCGUCUUAGCCUACAUGGCGCUACGCGAACCCAUCGCCGAGUUCCUGCGGCGGCUGUCGGAGAAGACGAAACGCGUCGUCCUGAUUCACGACUGGCUCGUCGCGGAAGCGGUAUCCGACGACGCCGUUUCGAUUCCUAACCUAGAAACUUACGCAUUCAACUGUAUGUCGGCGGUCAAUCUGUUUUACAUACUGUGGGAAACGGCGGGCAAGCCGUUCAGUCUCGCCGGAGAACCAAACGAACUCGUCGUCCCUUCCGUGACGGAGUUUUUCCCGGAGGAGAUAAUUAAUUUCAUAGCGGUAAAACCGGAGCAUUUCAAGAAAAGAGAUGGAGAUAUCUUCAACACCACGAGAUUGAUUGAAGGAAGGUACAUUGAAUAUCUCGGGAGACGAGAAAUCGGAGGAGUUGAGAAACAGUGGGCUAUCAGACCAACGCUCCUCCUCCGGUCGAGAAAUCCCGCCGCCGGAGAAUUAAAUCUCCGGCGUCAUAAAUGCAUGGAGUGGCUGGAUAAACAAGCUCCGAAAUCCGUGGUGUACGUUUGUUUCGGAACGAGUGUUUCUUUGUCGGAAGAAGAAGCUAAGGAGAUUGCGUUAGGGCUUGAAGAAAGCAAGCAGAAAUUUCUGUGGGUUUUGAGAGAUGCCGACAAGGCGGACAUAUUCGCCGGAGAAUCAAGAAAGAUCGAGCUGCCGUUAGGGUUUGAGGAGAGAGUGAAAGAAGAUGGAAUGGUGGUUAGGGAUUGGGCCCCACAGGUUGAGAUCCUGGCGCACGAAUCGGUGGGUGGGUUUAUGAGCCACUGCGGCUGGAACUCUUGCUUCGAGAGCUUGGUUAUGGGUGUGCCGGUGGCGGCGUGGCCGAUGCAUUCCGACCAGCCGUUGAACGCUGUUUUCUUGACGGAGGUUCUGAAGGUCGGGGUGGUUGUGAGGGAGUGGGCACGGCGGGAGGAGGUGGUGGAGGCGGCGGUGAUUGGGAAGGUUGUUGAGAGGUUGAUGGCGUCGGAGGAGAUUAGGAGGACGGCUGUGGAGCUUAGCGCCGCCGUGAAGAAAUCUAUGGAGGACGGCGGUGAAUGUUCUAGGGAAAUGGAUAGUUUCAUUGCUCAUAUUACUAGAUGACCGACUAGUAUUACUUUUUUUUUUUAAUAUUUAAAUAUUUC